Messenger RNA from Sabethes cyaneus, 5289 nucleotides. RefSeq lists its product as uncharacterized. NCBI's taxonomy places the organism in Eukaryota, Metazoa, Arthropoda, Insecta, Diptera, Culicidae. Gene Ontology annotation, molecular function: zinc ion binding; nucleic acid binding. The transcript has a single exon. The record is from RefSeq and is a predicted model, not a curated record. Bases 1 to 5289 code for a protein of 1762 amino acids. Gene Ontology annotation, biological process: DNA integration.
AUGCCGCCUGCUGCUUCAACAUCUGCGAAAAAGACGCCAUCCCUGAAGUCGUUACAAACUAAAUUGCGAGGUCUUCAAACAUCGCUUUCCAACAUUUCCAAAUUCGUGCAAACUGUUGAUGAAACUACUACGGCUAGCCAGGCAGUAGUUCGUCUUGAUCGUCUAGAUGAACUAUGGGAAAAAACUGGCGACGUUAUGAAUGAGAUAGAAACUCACGAGGACUACGAGGCAGAAGCAGACUCACUCACCAAGGACAGAAUAGCUUUCGAAGAUCGCUACUACGAGAUGAAGGCUUUCUUAGUGGACAAGAUCAAAGAGCUUCAAGAUCCGGGUACACUGGAACAAUCUGUCAGGGGCACCGAAACUACAAUGGUAGCAUCAGGGGAUCACGUGCGGCUCCCGCAAAUAAAAUUGCAGAGUUUUGGUGGCAACAUCGAUGAAUGGCUCAGCUUUCGAGAUUUGUUCACCUCGUUAAUCCAUCGGAAGGCAGACCUAUCGGAAGUGGAAAAACUGCACUACCUUAAGGGCUGUCUAGAGGGAGAAGCCAAGGCAUUAAUUGAUCCAUUGAAAUUAACCAAGGGAAAUUAUUCGAUUGCAUGGGACACGUUAUUGAAGCGGUAUAAUAAUAGCAAAUUGCUCAAGCGAAGGCAAGUGCAAGCGCUUUUCAAAUUACCCGUUGUGGUAAGGGAAUCAGCAACGGAACUGCAUAAGCUGCUGGAAGGAUUUGAGAGGGCCACUCAAACCUUGGAUCAAGUUGUCGAGCUUGCAGACUAUAAGGAUUUAUUAUUGAUCGAAAUUCUAAGCUCUAGGCUGGAUGCCUACACCCGAAGGGGGUGGGAAGAGUUGUCGUCUACUAAGGAAAGUGACACACUCAAGGAUUUAACAGAGUUUCUUCACCGUAGGUUACGGAUAAUUGAAUCUAUGCCUGCUAAAGGCUCAGAUACGAAACCGGAACAAGCUCACAGGAACAAGGCGUUCACUACACGAGCUAGCCAUAAUGCGGUACAAUCUUCUACUGCGAAAUGUUACGCAUGUUUGGAGAACCAUUGGCUACCUUCGUGUCCGAAAUUUCAGCGAAUGACAGUGGCCGGUAGGGAAUCAUUGCUUCGAACGCAUUCACUCUGCAGGAACUGCUUCAGAAAGGGCCACCAGUCAAAGGAUUGUUCUUCGAAAUACUCGUGCAAAAGGUGCAAGGGCCGGCACCAUACUAUGGUUUGUUUCAAGACGGAACCGGAUAGCAACAACAGAAUGGCUUCAAUGGAAGGGGCAUCUGCGUCCCCACUACAAGGGGAUAAUACUGAAGUAACCACGAAAAUGGAUUCAAAUAUUGCUGAUAGGCAAGUAAGGUCAGCCAACAUAGCGCAAAAACAUUCGUCAAGGGUCUUGUUAGCUACUGCGGUAGUUAUCAUCGAGGAUGAUGAAGGUACAAGUCACACGGCACGCGCUUUGCUGGACUCAGGGUCAGAAUGCAACUUUGUUUCGGAAAGGUUGUGUAAGCAAAUGAGCAUCACUAAGGAAAGGGUUGAUGUCUCUGUUGUUGGAAUUGGCGUUACUUCGGCCAGGGUGAAACAUAUGAUCCGCGCCAACAUUAAGUCACGGAAUACUUUAUUCUCUCAGGUUAUGAGUUUGCUUGUAUUACCAAAGGUUACAGCGAAUCUGCCUACUACAUCGGUGCAGGCUACGGGAUGGGAUAUCCCACAAGGUAUUAAGCUUGCGGAUCCAACAUUCUUUCUGUCGAACUGUGUGGACUUAGUACUAGGAAUUCAAUCAUUCUUCGGCUUUUUUCAAACUGGCAAGGCUAUUUCCCUAGGCGAGGGAUUGCCACUUCUCACCGACUCAGUCUUUGGUUGGAUAGUGUCAGGAGAAGUAACGUCAUUACCCAGGUCAUCGCAAAUCACCUGUAAUGUAGCAGCAUCGGUUAAUUUAGAAAAGAUAAUGGAAAGGUUUUGGUCUUGCGAGGAAGUGGAAGACACACGGAAUUAUUCCCCAGAAGAAACACGCUGCGAGGAACAUUUUAGGACUACUGUACAACGAGACUCAAACGGGCGAUACACUGUGUCUCUACCAAUAAAGGAAAACAUUCUGGCACAGUUAGGUGAAUCGAGGGAGAUAGCACUCAAACGAUUUUUUGGAUUGGAACGACGAUUGGCUCGAAACGAGAAUCUACGAAAACAGUACCAUGAUUUCAUGGCAGAAUAUCUGGCACUGUCUCAUAUGCGUCAGGUUGACAACGACAGCACGACAGUUAAAAGAUGUUACUUGCCGCAUCACCCGGUUGUGAAAGAGGAUAGCACCACUACGAAGGUUCGAGUGGUCUUUGACGCUUCGUGCCAGACUUCCACUGCGCUUUCCGUUAAUGAUGCUCUACUGGUGGGACCGGUCAUCCAACAGGAUCUUCGGUCAAUUAUACUUCGGUGCAGGACCCGUCAAAUUAUGCUCGUUGCGGAUGUCGAAAAAAUGUUUCGACAAAUAAAAAUUAAUCCUGCCGACGCUCCGCUUCAGAGUAUUUUGUGGCGAUUUCGGGAAACAGACGAGGUGGAAACUUACGAACUAAUGACGGUUACGUAUGGGACGAAACCCGCACCAUUUCUAGCCACGCGAACGUUGAAGCAGCUUGCAUUGGAUGAAGCGCUUCGUUGGCCGUUAGCAGCAAAGGUGAUCGAAAACGAUGUAUAUAUGGACGAUGUGAUUACUGGGGCAAAUGACAUCGCAACAGCUAUAGACUUGAGGGUGCAACUGGAUGCAAUGAUGGAAAGCGGCGGAUUUAGAUUGAGGAAAUGGGCCUCGAACUGUACGGCAGUAUUAAAGGAUAUCUCACAAGACAAUUUAGCGCUCCCAGCUAAUGGUAUAAACUGGGAUCAGGAUUCUACAGUAAAGGCUUUAGGUUUAACAUGGCUACCGAAAACAGAUUUGUUAAAAUUUCGUUUCAAUAUCGCUAACCUAUGUCCUGAACCAGCAUUAACAAAACGGAAGGUUCUUUCAAUUAUUGCUUCAUUGUUUGAUCCUUUAGGGCUCUUAGGUGCAACUAUUACGUUGGCCAAAAUUUUCAUGCAACGGCUGUGGAGUGCAAGAAACGAAAACGGACAUCCAUUGGAGUGGGAUUCUCCUCUGCCGGAGUUGCUGGACGCAGAUUGGCGAAACUUUUAUCACCAGCUCUCAUUGCUAAACGAUAUUCGCAUUCCGCGCUGUGUGAUUGCGCCAAAUGCAGAAUCAGUCCAGAUUCAUUGUUUUUCUGACGCUUCGGAACGAGCGUAUGGCGGUUGUCUAUAUGUAAGGACUAUAGAUACAAACAAGCAGGUCACAGUUAAACUUCUUACCGCCAAGUCUAAAGUGGCACCACUGAAGACACAAUCCUUACCGCGACUCGAAUUAUGCGGUGCCAAGCUAACGGCGCAACUAUGGGAGAAGGUUGCGGAAUCAAUUGGAGCAAAUUAUGAAGUGCACUUUUGGACGGAUUCUACGUGUGUUUUACGGUGGAUUCGAGCUUCCCCGAGCAGCUGGGUGACUUAUAUAGCUAAUCGGGUGUCGAAAUUUCAGGCUAUAACGGAAAAUCAUAUUUGGCAUCAUGUACCGGGAUUGUGUAAUCCCGCAGAUUUAAUUUCCCGUGGCGUCACUCCAGACGUACUAAUUCGAAGCAGUUUGUGGUGGGAAGGGCCGGACUGGCUGAAGGAGGAGAAGAAUCAAUGGCCUCAGUGGCAGGAGGAUCAUUCGGAAGAAGCUCUGAUAGAGAGACGGCAUACAGUAGCUUCCGCUGUAGUAAAUGAGUACAGCUUCAUUAACGAAUACAUUGCCAAAUUUUCAUCGUACACUAAACUUUUGCGAAUAACUGCAUACUGCCUACGAUGGAAAAAUAAUUGUCAAAUCCCUAAGGAAAAGGUGCAGCAAGGGUUUCUAACAUCGGCGGAACUACGAGAAGCGGAAUUUAUCAUAGUUCGGAAGGUUCAACAGGAAGUUUUCGCUGAGGAUAUAAAACGGUUAUCAAAGGGUGAAGCCGUUUCACGCCACUCGUUACUAAGGUGGUUUAAUCCAAGGAUAGCGGAAAAUGGUAUAUUACGCGUAGGUGGAAGGUUGGGUCAUUCGCAAGAGUCGUCAGAUGCGAAGCAUCCAAUGGUGUUGCCAGCGAAACAUGUAUUAACAGAAUUGAUACUCCAGCAUUAUCAUCACAGUCUUUUGCACGCCGGACUACAAUUACUAUUGGCUACGGUUAGGCAACGUUUUUGGCCAUUGGGCGGUCGAAACGUGGCGAGGAAAAUUAUACAUCGGUGUCAAAGGUGCUUUCGUGCAAACCCAAGGGCUAUCAGGCAGCAAAUGGGUGAACUGCCGGCAGCGCGAGUAACAGUUUCAAGACCAUUUGUGAAAUGCGGAGUGGACUAUUUUGGUCCUGUUUACAUUCGAGCGGGAAGACGACAAACUGCAAUAAAAACUUAUGUAGCGAUAUUUGUUUGCAUGAGCACCAAGGCGGUACACAUGGAACAUGUGUCCGACCUAUCAACAGAACGGUUCCUACAGGCACUGCGCAGAUUUUUCGCCAGACGGGGCAGGUCAUCGGACAUGUAUUCCGACAACGGGACCAAUUUUGUAGGGGCUAGGAACCAACUACGAGAACUAUUUGCGCUGCUAAAGGAUUCUCAACAUCAACAAGCUGUGGCCAGGGAGUGCUCGUCGAAAGGCAUUCAAUGGCAUUUCAACCCGCCAUCAGCCCCGCAUUUUGGAGGGCUGUGGGAGGCGGCCGUUCGUUCUACAAAAUACCAUCUACUACGGGUCCUAGGCGGGAAUCCGGUGUCAGCUGAGGAUUUUGUAACGUUGUUGGUGCAGGUGGAAGCAUGCCUAAACUCUAGGCCACUAACGCCAAUGUCUGAUGAUCCGUUGGACUUGCGACCAUUGACACCAGCACAUUUUUUGACUGGUGAAUCUCUUCAAGCCGUCCCGGAACCAGAUUACAGUACUGUCCCGUUGAAUCGUCUCAGCCAUUGGCAAUUAGUCCAGCGUCAGUUGCAAGACUUUUGGAAACGUUGGAAAACGGAAUAUUUGGCACAGCUUCAGAGCCGAACGAAAAAUUGGGAGCUGCCAGUGAAGGUGGAAGUUGGUCGACUGGUGGUUAUUAUGGAGGCUAAUCAGCCGCCAAUGCGAUGGAAGCUGGGACGAAUCCACGAACUACAUCCAGGAACAGAUGAGGUCGUCAGAGUCGUCACAAUCAAAACUGUUACAGGUUAUCUCACGCGACCUGUUGAGAAACUUUGCUUUCUACCUCAGGUUGAGAGUACAACGGAGUCGGAGUCAAGCCAGUAA